Messenger RNA from Ziziphus jujuba (common jujube), 3727 nucleotides. Its product is annotated as fructokinase-like 2, chloroplastic. The coding region runs from base 177 to 1868 and encodes 563 amino acids. The transcript has 5 exons. Gene Ontology annotation, cellular component: chloroplast nucleoid. NCBI's taxonomy places the organism in Eukaryota, Viridiplantae, Streptophyta, Magnoliopsida, Rosales, Rhamnaceae. Gene Ontology annotation, biological process: plastid transcription; etioplast organization; chloroplast organization. The record is from RefSeq and is a predicted model, not a curated record.
AAACCCAAAAAAGAACAAGCCCCUCCUAAUCCUAGACCCUGGAGUAUCUCCUCUCCCGCUUAAGUAGUUGGAAGGAAACUUAUAGAGAGCUUAAAUUCCAAGCUUUGUAGGUAUCCUAGGUUCAACUUGGGAUUGCUUGGGGAAGCAGAAGAAAUCGUGUUCUCAGCCCUCUUUCUAUGGCUUCUCUUUCUUUUGCUUACUUUCUUUCAUUACCCAGAUGCCAUUCGAAUUGGAAGAACACUAUGCCACAUAAUUUCGUUCAACUUCCAGGUUUUAGAUUGCAGAAUGCAAAAUGCGGUCUUGCAGCUAUAUCCAGAAAGAAAAGUGCAGAAAAGUUGGGUCAAGAGGCAGAUGAGGUUGUUGUGAAGAAAAAGACAACUAGGACUUCUAAAAGGACUAGGAAGAAAGCCACAGCCAAAAGUCCAGAAGAGAAUUCUGAUUCAGAAGUAACUAGUGAGACGAGUGAGGAAAGAUUAAUUUCUGCAUCCAGUGAAGAUUCCAAGAGAACCCCACGAAGGACUCGAAAGAAAGCUGCAUCUGCAUCUACUUCUUCUAGCCUGGUGGAAGAGAAAACCGAGAAGAAGGUAAGGAAGAGGAGGAAGACUAAGAAGAAUAAUGAGGAUUUGGUUAGUGAAGGUGAAGUUAGUGAGUCUGGGGAAUCUACAUUCAUUGCAAAUGUGGUGGAAGAGAGUGAUGAUGAUCUAGGAUUGGAACUAGAUGAGGGAGAAGAUAUUAGCUUCACCUAUGGCUGGCCCCCUCUUGUUUGCUGCUUUGGAGCUGCACAACAUGCUUUUGUGCCAUCAGGAAGGCCUGCCAAUCGGCUAAUAGAUUAUGAAAUACAUGAAAGAAAGAAAGAUGCAUUAUGGGCCCCUGAAAAAUUUGUUAGAGCUCCUGGAGGAUCUGCUGGGAGUGUUGCAAUUGCUCUCGCAAGUUUGGGUGGUAAGGCUGCUUUCAUGGGAAAACUUGGAGAUGAUGAGUUUGGUCGGGCCAUGCUUUACUAUAUGAAUGUUAACCAUGUUCAAACCAGGUGUGUUCGCAUCGAUGCUAAAAGAGCAACAGCAUUAUCACAUAUGAAAAUUGGUAAAAGGGGUCGCCUGAGAAUGACUUGCGUCAAACCCUGUGCUGAGGAUUCCUUAUCAAAGACUGAAAUCAAUAUUGAUGUUCUGAAGGAGGCAAAGAUGUUCUAUUUUAGCACACAUUCUAUGCUUGAUCAAAAUAUGAGAUUGUCCACAUUGCAAGCUAUCAAGAUUUCAAAGAAAUUAGGAGGAGUUAUUUUCUACGACGUAAACCUUCCAUUGCCAUUGUGGCGCUCUAGUGAAGAAACCAAGUUGUUCAUACAGCAAGCAUGGAAACUUGCGGAUGUGAUUGAAGUUACUAAACAAGAACUUGAGUUUCUAUGCGGAAUUGAGGCCUCAGAGGAAUUUGACACCAAAAACAAUGACAUAUCUAAAUUUGUCCAUUAUAAACCUGACGUGAUUGCACCCCUUUGGCAUGAGAAUCUUAAGGUCUUGUUUGUGACAAAUGGGACUUCAAAGAUACACUACUAUACUAAGGAGCACAAUGGUGCUGUUAAUGGAAUGGAGGAUGCCCCCAUUACUCCUUUCACUUGUGAUAUGUCUGCAUCUGGAGAUGGCAUUGUUGCAGGUCUCCUGAGAAUGUUGACAGUUCAGCUAGAUCUAAUUACUGACAAAAUAUACUUAGAGCGCUCUAUCAAGUAUGCAAUUGAUUGUGGGGUCAUAGAUCAAUGGAAACUUGGGCGAGUUCGUGGCUUCCCUCCUAAAGAAGACAUGGAAGAAGUGGUUCCUGAUCCAUAUGGCAUAAGGUCAAUAACAGAAAUGGAAUACCGCACGUUAGAGCCUGUGAGUUGAUCCUGGUGGUUUUCACAGCUGAGUAUGAUUGUAUUGUGUUAUACUCCUUAGAAAUCCUGAAAGUUUUCCCGCCUUUUGUAAAGUAAACUGAUUAGAUUUUGCUUCUUUUUAUUAACAAGCUGACAUGUAUCUCCAAUUGUGAAUCACACCAGUUUUGUAAUUCCAGGGAUAGAUCACAGCUUGAGAAUUUCAAUUUAUCUUAUCUUCAUCUGGGUUUUAGUACUCAAAAAUAUUAGAAUAACAUAUUUUUUAAAUCUGCACUUUUCACAUUUUGAUAGGUCAUUUGCAAACUAUAUAUAAACUCUACAUGUCAUAAGCUGUCUUGGGUUUUGAGUAAUAAUCUAUGCACCAAAAACAAAAUUAAAAAAAAUAACAUAUCACUUUGUAUUAAAAUUUGAUAAAAUUAUAUGAUGACAGGUAUCAUUAUUUGAUUUUCAUGAGUGUCUCCGUCGCUUGCGCCACAAGGAGAUAUAUAAAACAUCAAGUCAUCGAAGAAAUACUAUCUAAUAUGAUGUCCAAUGUAAACCAUACAGGAGAUUGAGCACAUCAAUUUCACCAUGUCUAUUUGAGAGAGAAAAAUGACAUAAUUUUGGGCAUUGGAAAACAAUAUUAAUCUUAUCCCGCACAAAUGAAUAGCCUUUCCUGUCACUUUCUUUAAAAAGAUUGGAGAUGUUUUAGUUGUUUUCAUUCAUUAAUUUAUGAUAGUUUUAAGAUUUAAGGGUAGGUGAAAGUACCUACGCUUUGAAUUUAGCUCCUAGGAGUCUCACCCUGAGCAAUGUUAUGAUGCCAAUUCCCCAUCUUUUUUUAUGCUAAAUUAACCAUUUUUUUUUUGUUUCAUGGAUAAUAUUGCCAACAAAGAACUUGAACAGCCUUAAUACUAAUAAACUUGAGUUUGGAGAAGGUUGUGACUAAAAAUGUAGCCUUACUACCUCAGUAAUUUCCUUAUGAGCAUCUAAAUCAUGGUUCCAUGAACAGAUAGCUUUUACCAUUUUUUUGUUGCUAUCUUAAUCUCUUAAGUGAACAUGUUCAUCAAGAUAUGAUGCUAUCUUGUAGCAUCAAGCCCUAAAGAAUCUAAAAAUUAAGAACAUAAAAAAGGAAAAGAUUGCAUGAAUAUAUAAAAUCCUAAAUAAACAAAUAUGCUACAAGGACACAUGCGAAAAACAAAACUGCACAAAUAAAUGAAAAAUAUUUUAAUUUGUCUAAUAUUUGUUGCUCAAUGAAAGCCGUAAUAAAAAUGAAAACAAUAUGGAUGGAACUGGACCACCAAAAGAAAAGGAAAAGUUAAUAAUGAGAUAUUUAAGAGGAAAAAGACCAAAGCUAAAAAUUAAAUACUGUGAGAAACCCAUAAACAAUUUUUGAAGAAAUUACUGCCAAUUAAACUACCUAAAAAAAAUAAUAAUAAGAAAUACUUUUUUAAGGUACAAAACCUAAAUGGCUUUUGGAUGGUGAGCUGGGCCCAGACCUGCAAUAAAAAAUUGACCAAUCAUUACCCUCUGAGACAAUUUUCAUUUAAGCAAAAUCUUGAUGUCCUUAUUUGUUCCCCAAGAGCCAGUAGGAAGUUAGGAACUAUGGAAGCAUUACAUCCACACAGUAGCAACAAAUACAAACAGUUAAAAACAGAAAUUUAAAUAGCAUUCUCUUAUUCAUACCCCAUUACCACGUCUACCUCCGUCUUAUUCUAUAUUUUACUUGGAACUAGUUUUCUUAACCAAGAUCAAUCAAACCAGAAUCAGAAAAAAAAUAAAACUAGAGUUAAAAUUAAAAAACAGGCUUUUGCAUCGAGGCCCCAACUUUAUUAACCUCUUGUUACAAAAAAGAAAAAAAGAAACAGGCAGAAAAAAAAAAAGAAAAAAGGAUAA